AAGCCUAGUGUAGAUAACAUGUGUUAUCUGUAGAACACUCCACAUACCAGGGUUACGGAGUAGUGGUACCGCCCAUUCAUAAGAAGUUAUGACCUGAUAAACUGGACGGCCCAGCAGGAUAUUUGACACACACUGACCGUUUGGCCAUUUGUAGAGGAAUGAUUCUAAACUAAAGGAAUAUAAGUUGUGUUUCAGUAUUACAGACGAUGUGGCCGGUAAUCCUCGCGGUGGUCAUGGCAGUAGUCCCGUUACAGGAGACUAAUGGAGCAAUCCUUCCUGAUCCGGAGUGCGGGAUGACCAAGGGCUGUUACCCAGAAGCUUGUCCCGUCAGUGGAUGUACAGACUUCUUUGUCAGUUGGGAAGAGGCCGGAGAGUACCUCCGGUUUGUGAUGACGUUUGAAAUAUCUGCCGGUGACGACCAGUGGGUAGCACUAGCAUACUCAAAGGACACACAUAUGGGCGAUUCCAGCGUGGUGAUGUGUAGAAUGGAAGGUGGAGCCACGUCGAUAGAAAUGGGACAUACAGUCGGGUACGCGUACAGAACGUUAUCGAAUAACUAUGGUCUACAGAACACGGCUGUAAAUCGCAUUGGAACCGUGGUCGUCUGCUCGUUUGAUAGAAUUAAAAACGCAACCCAGAACGAGGCUCAAGUAUUUGAUCUUGACCAACCUUUACAUCUUCUUCACGCAAAAGGCUCUAUCACUGCAGGUACCCCGACAUACCAUAGUAUUCGAUACGUUACUACAAAUACUUUUGAUUUCCUCAAUGUGACACAGUCCACUCCAGUGUUGACCACGCCUAAUACACCUACAACAGAACCGCCAUCGGGUUCGGUUACAUUUGAUCCUGCAUGUGGAGUAACGAAGGGUUGCUUCCCAGACUGCAAGGUCUCGGGUUGUUCUUUCUUGGUUACAUGGGUGACCAUUGACGACCAGAACAUUGAAUUCGAGAUAUCUGCUGACGUCUCAGCAGGGUCGAAUAACUGGGUUGCUAUAGGAUUCUCAGCCGACAAGAAGAUGGGUUCAGACAGCAUCGUAGCCUGCGUCAGUUCCGGCGGCGUUGUGUCUGCCCAGUCCGGAUACAACACGAAAAAAAGUUAUGGAUCACUAACACCAGUUGACCUUGGUCUGUCAUCAGUGUCUGGCAGCAUGGUCAACUCUGUUCUGAACUGCAAGUUUACACGGAUGACCAAUAUAACUGGACAAUCAUCUUUCUUCGAUAUCCGACAAAAGUGGCGUCUUUUCUUCGCAUAUGGACCGUUUGCUUCUGGAAAUUUACAACGGCAUUCACAGAACCCGAUUGUUAGCGUGGGAACUGUUGAUUUUAUGUCAACUGAUCUGCAGAGAGGAGUAAACCAGGCAUACAUCCUUGUACAGAUUCACGGUUCGCUCAUGGUUGUAGCCUGGGUUUUGUUCUCCAGUAUCGGUAUCUUUGUCGCACGAUAUCUCAAGACGAUGUGGCCAAACUCUACUGUUUUAGGACAGAAAGUCUGGUUUCAGAUUCACAGACUGUGUAUGAUGACAGUAUUCCUGUUCACUGCAAUAGCCUUUGUCAUCAUAUUUGUGGAAGUCGAUGGAUAUGCCGACAACGUGACUGUUUCUGAUGAGAGCCAUUCUUUUGCCAAAUACCAUCCCAUUCUUGGUAUUAUCGUCAUGUCGCUCACAGUGAUGAAUCCAAUCAUAGCGCUCCUUAGAUGUGCACCGGAUCACAAGAAGCGACCCAUCUUUAACUUUUAUCAUUGGUUUAUCGGCACUAGCGCACAUGUCCUAGCAGCAGUGACAAUUGUAUUUGCUACGUAUUUGGAUAAGUCCAAUGUUCCACCAAGUGCAAGAUACAUAUCAAUAUCCUACAUAUGUGUGUUCGUGUUCCUGGAUAUAGUCCUAGAAAUAUAUCUACGCAUCCGGAAGAACAGAAAAGGCAGAACACUAGAAGUUGAGCUAAAACAACAGGGGGACGUGGCGCCCGAUGCACCUCCAUCAACCGGCGAAGAGGAGGGGGCACCAUUUGCGAAAGUAAUAUUUGGAAUACAGAUGUUGUCAAUGUUUUGUUUUGCUGUUGCCUUGAUUGUUCUGAUACUGAAAGAAUCGGAGGAUUGAACGCAGCGGGUCAUUUGAACUAUGUGCGUUGAUACAAAUUUUUAUAAAAUCAUCAGGUUGUCAACAAACACAUAUCAUGUAUACAUUAACACUUGUUUUAGUCAAGUUUUUAUUUCGUGAUUAUAUAAACAUGAAGAUUUUAUAAAUUGAAUCAGUGUACCCGGCGUUCAUACCGUCAUGGAAAAUUAAGGAUUAUGUGUAAUUAAGCAGAAAUAUGUGUGCUUUUGUGAAGUAGCUGUGAACUCGAUUACUAUUUGUGACAAAACAUGUAGAUGUAUUGACAUCGUACUUACAUCGUCUGUGAUAUAAAUAUUUAUUUCCUUUAGAAACACAACCAUUGUUUUAGUAAUAAAAAUAUACACAC
Mizuhopecten yessoensis (Yesso scallop) is the source of this 2460-nucleotide messenger RNA. Its product is annotated as ferric-chelate reductase 1-like. The transcript has 17 exons. Lineage: Eukaryota; Metazoa; Mollusca; Bivalvia; Pectinida; Pectinidae. The record is from RefSeq and is a predicted model, not a curated record. The coding region runs from base 207 to 2096 and encodes 629 amino acids. Gene Ontology annotation, molecular function: oxidoreductase activity, acting on metal ions.